AUGUCCCAGGAUGGUCACUCGGUAGCGGUACUGUCCGGUGAUCUAUCGGUGGAACAACGGUUGGACGCUCUGGAUCGAUUCCGAAAUGGACUAGAGAAGGUACAGAUUAUAACGAACGUUUUGUCCAGGGGUAUCGACGUCGAACAGGUGACCAUUGUCGUCAACUUCGACCUGCCGAUGGAUCAGCAUGAACGAGCCGAUUGCGAAACGUACCUACAUCGAAUUAGACGUACCGGUAGAUUCGAACGGAAUCAUCAUCAACCUAGUGGACCGUGA
Molecule: messenger RNA, 276 nt
Organism: Topomyia yanbarensis
Lineage: Eukaryota; Metazoa; Arthropoda; Insecta; Diptera; Culicidae
Product: DEAD-box helicase Dbp80-like
Exons: 3
Coding region: 1-276 (91 amino acids)
Biological process (GO): poly(A)+ mRNA export from nucleus
Cellular component (GO): cytoplasmic stress granule; nucleus
Molecular function (GO): RNA helicase activity; RNA binding
Source: RefSeq, a predicted model, not a curated record